Symbiodinium natans is the source of this 504-nucleotide messenger RNA. Lineage: Eukaryota; Dinophyceae; Suessiales; Symbiodiniaceae. The record is from the annotation of a GenBank genome assembly.
AUGGGCGACGACCGCAGGAGCGGUGUCUCGAAUGACCCGAUAGCCUACGAUCCGGAAAUCGAAGCUUCCGUCGAGGCGGCACUGCGCGGUCUCUUUCUCAAUCCGUGGGUGGCAGCCCGGAUAUCAUCGGCACCCGAGGGCGUGGAGGGCAUGAGCCUAUCAGAUCUCGAAGAGGUCAUCUUGGACAGAGUGGCCGAGUUAAGAGUGCUUGUACGACAUCGAGAGCAGCGUAGGAACCCCCAAAUCACCCUCAACAUGCUUCUUCCAUCAGGCCGAUCCUUCCCGCAUGCUGUGAGACUGAGGAGCCGCAUUGACAAAGUUUGCUGGGAACUUACGUGCAGCGAAGAGCUCCGUGCUUUCCAGGACAAUUGUGUAAAGCUCCUCCUCGGUACACUCGAACUGGAAUGGCACCGGGCCAUCGGGGACUACGAGGUGGCUGAUGGAGACAGCGUGACUGUUGUUUUGACGUCGCGUGCAGCCGAUGCCGAUCCUUUUGAAGGCUGA